ACUCUUAAAACACGUGCAGUUGUGUUUGGUUAUGGUUAUGUUGACCAAUGUUGACAUGAAGGCGGUCUUCUUUGAUACACAUGAUAUGAAGGUUCGCAAGAUUUUUGACGAAAAUAAAUCCACAGAAGGAUAAUAUAAUUUUAUAUAUUUAUUGAAGCAAUAAUCGAAUAGUAAAGAUUGUUGUUUAUCUAAACAUCGAAUUAUUUUGUGAGAUUACAUAUACAUAUCGUGAAAAUGUUUGUUCUCGCGGAAUUGAAAGACACGGUUAGAAUCCCACCGUGGAAAUUUAAGCGGAAAUUAAACGAUGCGAUUACUGAUGAACUUAAUAGAAAACUUGCCAACAAGGUUUAUCUUAAUGUGGGUCUCUGCAUUGCUCUUCAUGAUAUCACGAAGAUUGAGGAAUCAUACAUCUUUCCCGGAGAUGGAGCAUCUCAUACUAAAGUAAUAUUUCGUUUUAUUGUAUUUCGUCCGUUUAUGGAAGAAAUUUUGAUAGGGAAAAUACGUAGCUGCAGUGUUGACGGCGUACACGUAACAUUAGGAUUCUUUGAAGAUAUUGUAAUUCCGCCUCAUAAACUGCAACAUCCAUCGAGAUUUGACCAAAUGGAGCAAGCAUGGGUAUGGGAGUAUGAUACAGGCGAUGGCGAAAAACAUGACUUAUUUAUGGAUGCAGGAGAAAUUAUACGAUUCAGGGUAGUAGGUGAAACGUUCACGGAAGCUUUACCUACUGGACCAAAUGUAUCCGGAGAAUCUGUAGAAAAACCAGAAGCUAAAAAUAUAUCUCCGUAUACUUUAGGGGGUGCUAUAGACGAGCCAGGACUCGGAUUGCUCACAUGGUGGGAGAACACUUAACACUGUGAGAAUAAAUUUGGAUCAAUAAAUUUUUAUUUCACAGCACAUUCCAUCAUGUUAUCACGUUUUAAUGUUACAUCCGUGAUCGGCGCCAUGCGCGACCCGAUUUCAGAUAGAAUCUUCACUGUGCGGAUAUAUCCAUAUUUAGUUUCCAUUGGUAACAGAAUUAUUAAUUAUCAUUUGUACAAUAUAUACAAAGACGUUGUGUGCUAAAUAUGUGGUAACACGCAAAAAAUAAUUUCAGUUCGGUAAAAUUCGAGGUCAUGCUAAACAUUACACAGAAGUUAUUCGGUGGUAAAAGUCUCAACAUAAAGAACAUCGCAUAGUCAGUAUUCGUUUGACUGCAACAGUGGCGUGAAAUCUUUCACAUCGUUACGUGCUGAUGGAGCAUAGUUACGACAAAUUUCGUAUAGCUUCUUCUUCUUUUUUUCUUUAAGUAACCGUCGAAACCGUUUAACAGUAUUAAACACAUAAAAUACGUUUUUCUAUAUUGCGGUAUAUCGUUACAUUGAAUGAAAAACAUUCGAGAACUUAGCUAGGUGUAAGCCUUAAAUUUAGGAAACAUUAAUUACAUGACAGUGGAAUAUACGUAGAUAAAAUAGAACUGAAAACAUUUCUAGACGAUAGAUACAUGUGCAAUGAUCGUUUUUUGGUUGUUCUUUUUUUUCAUUUUUAAUUUUUAUACUUCAGCAACACGUGUCGUCGAACAUCACGCGAAUCGUGUUUUGUAAAUAAAUAAAAGUCUCCGUUAUAAGA
This is a messenger RNA of Megalopta genalis, 1605 nucleotides long. Lineage: Eukaryota; Metazoa; Arthropoda; Insecta; Hymenoptera; Halictidae. The record is from RefSeq and is a predicted model, not a curated record.